Staurois parvus is the source of this 327-nucleotide messenger RNA. NCBI's taxonomy places the organism in Eukaryota, Metazoa, Chordata, Amphibia, Anura, Ranidae. The record is from the annotation of a GenBank genome assembly.
GUGGGCACAGGUGGGUGGCACUUCUGGGCACAGGUGUGUGACACUGCAGCAGUGGCACAGGUGGGUGCACUGCUGGGCACAGGUGGGUGCACUGCUGGGCACAGGUGGGUGAUCUGCUGGGCACAGGUGGGCGGAGCUAGUGGGCGCACUGCUGGGCACAGGUGGGCGACUUGCGGGUGGCACUGCUGGGCACCGAUCAUCAGGGCACUGAUCAUCAGUGUCCUGAUGAUCGGUGCCGAUCCCCGCUGUGACAACUGCCGGUUCUCGGCAGUACUUUCCUCACGAUCUGACAGCGUGAGGAAAGUGCAGCCGAGAACCGGCACUUGC